GGAACAGUGACACGGGGAAGCCAUCUGGAGGAACAGGGGCUGGAGUCUCCUGCACCAAACCAGGAACUUCUUCAUGUGCAAAUUGCUCAGAUAUGAUCACAUUCUUUUUUUGGCUCAGCAUAUCCAGAGAGCAGCGUGGGCUAAUGGAAUACAAACGAGCCCAGGCAGUAUUUGUGAGCAGUAAUCCAGCUCCCUGGAGACUAGAUCACUUCCCUCUGCAAAAUCUGGAAAACUAUUAAGCGCCUGACUUUGGAAGAAGAAAGGAUUUUAAAAAACUAAACUGAACUAAACGGAAGAUACAAAAACUAGCAGAGGAAAAAAACGUGUGCCGGGUAACUUUUUCUGGUGGAGCAGUCGGAGUGGAUGAUUGUGAUGAGUGCGGAAACUGGAAUCUAACCAGCACAGCAGAGUUUCUUCAGGCAACAGUAAGCAACUGACAGCUCAGAGUGUCUUGGCUCAAGCAGAGAGGAUCCAAGCUGCCCCCUCCCCCAACUCCUUAUGGGGUUGGAAACAGAAUCAUGUUAUCUGAAACCUAAAGAUGUUGUGGCCAAGAUCUCAGUUUGUGAAGAUGUUCUGCUAUGACUGGGCAUUGUGUACAGACUUGUGGUUCUGACCGAGCCGCAAACACAUUAGGAGAAGGGGUUGUACACCACCCCAGUCCAGUUGUGGACCCAUUCUUCCAGUCACUCUGGGGAUCUGUUCUGCUGGGAAGUGACUAUGCAGCUUGGACUGCUGUGGGUAGUGGUGGUUUUUCUAAGCUUGGUGGAUCUUGGAGAUGGCAGCAGCAGCAGCAGCAGCAGGAAGACCCUGAAGGGGAAGAGGCAAAGGCGAAUCAGCAUAGAGAUGAGCCACGGCUGUGCAAAAGGCUGUGACCUGUGCUCCGAAUUCAAUGGGUGUCUCAAAUGUUCACCCAAACUUUUCAUCCUUCUGGAGCGGAAUGACAUUCGCCAGAUUGGCAUCUGCUUGCCAUCUUGUCCGCCAGGCUACUUUGAUGUGAGGAAUCCAGACAUGAACAAGUGCACGAAGUGCAAAAUUGACAACUGUGAGGACUGUUUCAGCAGAAACUUUUGCACAAAGUGUAAGGAAGACUUGUAUUUGCACAAAGGAAGAUGUUAUGCAACCUGCCCUGAAGGUUACUCUGCUGCCAAUGGCACUAUGGAGUGCAGCAGUCCUGCACAAUGUGAAAUGGACGAGUGGGGUCCAUGGGGGCCCUGCUCCAAGAAAAGAAAGCUGUGCGGCUUCCGGAGAGGCAACAAGGAGCGCUCUCGGAAGAUCCUGCAAGGGCCUUCCACUGGGGAUGUCUCCGUGUGUCCAGCCACUGCAGAGCUCCGAAGAUGCACAGUGCAGAGGAACCAGUGCCCGGAAGUUGUAGGACGGAAAAAGAAAAAGGACAAACCAGGAAAGCGAGACAAUGUGAAUGAGGACAGAAACCGGCAAGAUGCCAAUGUCUGCCAGCCUGACAUGAAGAGGAGAAAAGACCAGUCGAGGGGAACAGCUUUGCCUUUAGCCUCUACUCACACAUCCACAGAUGCGUGAUGACAAAUCUCCAUUGCUGCUAUGUAUAUGAAAGCGUUAUUGAACCGAGAUGCUGCACCACAACAACUUAAGAUGUGGCUGGAGAGACAGAAAAAUUCUUCUAGGACAAAACUUGCAAAAAUGCAGGCCCAUAAUGCAUCUGAAACAUGGGGAUUAUUUGGAAGAAUAGCAAGGGACUCUCAACAAGGCACUACAAGUGCCCUGGACUUUAUGUUGGAAAAAUGAUGGGGAAGAAACCUUGUGCUGAGCAAACAUCUCCAGCCAGUGCAAAGGACAAGACUAGAAUUAGUUUGCUCAAAAUCUGCAAAUGCACAAAGGAUACUUUCAAGUCCUUUCUAUUGCAUUUCAACCUGUAUCACUGAGAAUAUCUGUGAUGUGUGAAAUGUCUGUGAUGACCUUCCAGAGGUGUUUGCCCUGAAAUUGCUUCAAAAUUCCAGAUUAAAACAGAAACACUCCAAUUCUUAUGUGCAUACAUCUUCUUCUAAGUAAUAACUCCAAAAAGGGUAUUCACAUGCUUCAGGGAGAGGCUAAAGUGGUAAUCAAGGGUCUGAAUUUGAUAUCUUAUGAGAACCUGAAAGGCUGAAAGAACUGUGCUCAGUGGCACAGACCUCAUCAAAGCUCUUCAGGGCAACAGCAGAAUGAUCAUGCUCACCACCUUUGACACAUUGACUGUCACAAUCAUCAUCAUCAUGAUGAAAUUAAUCCUUUAACUGUUUAACUGAAGGAUUAAAUUAAUUUUCUAUCCCACCCUUCUUCCCAAAAGGAGCCCAGGAUGGCAAUCUGGCUGUGGAAGUAUUCCAGAAAUCAUUCAUAUUCAAAGAAGAAUAAGAAACCCUCUGAAUGGUUGACGGACCACAGAGACGAAAGGGCUGCUCCCGAACAAAAACAGUCUGCUGGUGAUAGCAGGCAGGGCAGGGAGGCAGACAAUGGAGCCAGUGGAAAAGCAAGAUGGGGGGCAGUGGCUGCAUCCUCUCUUGUUGCUUUGGACUACUUCAGAACGUACAGGCAUGAUCUCUGGGCAGCCCGAGAGACUAGGCAGAGAUGCUCAUGAUCAACACGGGGAUCCACAUGUGAGAUCCUAAUGUAAGAAUGCUCAGGAAUUAUACCACAGUAGAUCCUUCCUUCCUCCACAGACAAUGGGCCAUUUAUAUAGUACUCGACCAAUUCAGCUUUGUAAAGCCCAUAAAAGUUAUUAGUCUGCAAAAACAAAAACCCAACCCUAAAAAAACCCUUGUAGCUUUGUCAGGAGAUGAGUAGUCUGCUUUUCCACGUUGCCUGAGGAAGAAGGAACCCUCUCCUCCAUGGACACAGGCUACUAGCCGAAGAACGUAACAGCAGCCCUGCUGAUCAGGCCAAGGGCCCAUCUAGUCCAUCAACUGUUCUCACAGUGGCUGACCAGAUACCUCUUCUAGGAGGCCGGCAAGUAGGACCUGAGGGCAAUAAACCCUCUUCCUACUUGUGCUUCUGGUAUUAAUGCAACUGGCAUUUUGGCAGA
Molecule: messenger RNA, 3031 nt
Organism: Rhineura floridana
Lineage: Eukaryota; Metazoa; Chordata; Lepidosauria; Squamata; Rhineuridae
Gene: RSPO1
Product: R-spondin 1
Exons: 6
Coding region: 718-1536 (272 amino acids)
Source: RefSeq, a predicted model, not a curated record